Sinocyclocheilus anshuiensis is the source of this 1639-nucleotide messenger RNA. RefSeq lists its product as uncharacterized. The transcript is spliced from 7 exons. Lineage: Eukaryota; Metazoa; Chordata; Actinopteri; Cypriniformes; Cyprinidae. The record is from RefSeq and is a predicted model, not a curated record. Gene Ontology annotation, biological process: inflammatory response; cytokine-mediated signaling pathway; immune response. Gene Ontology annotation, molecular function: cytokine activity. The coding region runs from base 63 to 1136 and encodes 357 amino acids.
UUCAAAAGGCAGUGUUUCAGAGUCUGGACUCACACAUACUCAUAAUCGGCACUGAAAUCAUCAUGGCAGCAGAGGGGAAUCUUGUUUGUGGCGGUGUUAUGUUGCUCCACACUGAACGUGAAGGCAAACACUCAUAUGAAGUGAAUGGCUUUUUAAACUAUAACAAAGGAAUAUUCGCAAGCAAGGGAGAUAAACUUAUAAUGAUAAACAACACAGAUAUGGAGGAUCUGACUCCGCGGGCAUUUGCAGAGCUCCUGGUAGCAGGAUCCCCCUUACUUACCAUACACCAUUCGCCCAAAAGAAAAAACGAAGAGUGUGAAUCUGAGGAAAUCAGUGUCCAUAAAAAGGAGCAGACAGUCAUGAGAUUCAGCCUGAUGAUGGUAAGAGAGGAAGAUCUGGAAGCCACUGGAGUUGAACCAUUGCCAGAGUGGGAAAGCAAAGACAUUGAGGAUGACUCUUUCAGUGAUGACAAACUUCUACUUGUCUCCAUGGCUGGCACAAGCUUCAGUAUGGUCGUUGCUCGGGGUUGUGACCCUGACAGCCCUUGCAACAGCUGUGGAGGGAUAAAUUGCCAAUUUAACGAAGUUGUUGUCCUGCCUGCGACAGCUGAGGUUACCUUUAAUUCUUCAAGGAUUUUGAAACAGGUUUAUGAGCUAAAUAAUGUGUUCUUGAAGAGUUUCGUCAUGGAAAAGUAUGUCACCCCAGAAAAUCGGCAGAUGUUUUUGAGGGAUACCAUGUCAGCAAAAAUCACCCUCUACUAUUACACUGCCACCAUGGGCCAUGUAGGUGUUCCUGUUGUACUGAACUUCACCGGCACAGAAAACUUCUUCUGCUGUACCACCAAGCAAGGUGAAGAUAAGAAGAUUUUAACACUCGUGAGCCAUAAUAAAAUGGACUUGAAAAGCAUCUGUCCUGAUGACCAAGAAAAAUGGUCUCUUGUAUUCUACAUGUCUUCUGGGCAAGACAAUCUUCGGCGUUUUGAGUCAGCUCGUUAUAGAGGAUGGUUUAUUUACACACAAAGCGUAGAUAGUAGAGUAGUGGACAUGGAUAGGGGAGAUCAGUUUGACAGUAAACAAGACAGUGCCUUCUCACUUAUAAUUCUGAGUGAGAAAGGUUCAUGGAAUUCAAGGUCUUGAUAUUAUCGUUGGGAAGCCGGGAGUUGUUCUCAGAUUAACUUACAUUUCAAUAUACGUUUUGGAUGAGUGUAAGGUUAAGGUUGUCUUAGCGGAUGCAGCCUCUUCUAAAGAAUGGUGUGUUUUACUGCCAUCGCAGUAGUGAGUAGAUAUGUAUCAUACUAUUAGAUUAAAAAAAAUUUAUGAGUGUCAUCUUUUUUACAUUCAGCUAAUUUUAAACUGAUGUUUUUAAAUCAACACAUGUAAUUCAUAUUUAUUUUUAUUUCUAACUGUUCAUAGUUACUUUUUGUGCUGAAACAUUAUGUUUUUUUUAGUAUUGAAAAGAAAUCCUUGCAAAAUGUAAUUCGUGUAAUUCCUGUAUUUAUAUUAUCAACUGUUAUUUAGGCUACAUUUGCUUGUAUAAGCUGAAAGCUACUAACAACUUUGAACUGUUGCUUUUGCUGCAUAAAUGUAUCAUUUACCAUAUUAAUGUGUGUUUGUGUAUUAUUCUACACUCUCAGAAAAAA